AUGGAUCACUCACACAUGGAUCACAGCGGUAUGGACCAUGGAGAUAUGGACCAUGGUCAUGGAGGAGGUAUGAAGGACAUGUGCAGUAUGAACAUGCUCUUCACCUGGGAUACCAACAACCUUUGCAUUGUCUUCCGUCAAUGGCACGUCCGUUCAACAACGUCGCUCCUCUUCUCUCUCAUCGCCGUCAUCAUCCUCGCCAUCGGCUACGAAGCCCUCCGAUCUGUCUCCCGUCGUUACGAACAAGCUCUCGAUAACCGUGUCCGCUCCGCCCCCAGUCUAUCUGAUGCUCCUGUUACUGAAUCGACUCCCAUCCUGUCAGGACAAUCCCAGGGACAAGCCGACCAGCGCGCCCACCUCGUCAAGGCUGUCUUGUACGCUCUGCAGAACUUUUACGCCUUUAUGCUCAUGCUUGUUUUCAUGACAUACAAUGGUUGGGUCAUGAUUUCUGUUUCCUUUGGCGCAUUUCUCGGAUAUUUGUUCUUUGGACAAAGAACUUCAGCCACAAAAGAAAACGCAUGCCACUAA
This is a messenger RNA of Fusarium poae, 528 nucleotides long. RefSeq lists its product as uncharacterized. The record is from RefSeq and is a predicted model, not a curated record. NCBI's taxonomy places the organism in Eukaryota, Fungi, Ascomycota, Sordariomycetes, Hypocreales, Nectriaceae. Gene Ontology annotation, cellular component: membrane. Gene Ontology annotation, molecular function: copper ion transmembrane transporter activity. The coding region runs from base 1 to 528 and encodes 175 amino acids. Gene Ontology annotation, biological process: copper ion transmembrane transport. The transcript is spliced from 4 exons.